Molecule: messenger RNA, 6648 nt
Organism: Coprinopsis cinerea okayama7#130
Lineage: Eukaryota; Fungi; Basidiomycota; Agaricomycetes; Agaricales; Psathyrellaceae
Exons: 31
Coding region: 1-6648 (2215 amino acids)
Molecular function (GO): protein binding; ATP binding; hydrolase activity
Source: RefSeq, a predicted model, not a curated record
AUGGCACCCCGCCCCACUCUAGACUUGUCGCCCGAGCACACUACCUUUGGCCUCGAAUUUCCAAACGAAGCGCAUACCGUUGAAGACAUUCAGAAAGGGUUGAACGGAUUAGAUCCUGAUUCGUUAAACGAUUUAGGCGUUGAUACAGUCCUGAAAGGACUUUUGGCAUCCACACAACCCUUUCCGAAGUUGCUUGAGCUGGUUCUGUCGUAUGGCGGCUGGAGCUCUCAAUUACGCGGUUGGCUUUCAAAAUCAUUUCCAGCGGCACGACCGCUAUUCCUCGAAUCUGUGCAUCAAUCCGUACUCGAAAGAGUGGCCCUCUGCCUCAACUUUCUUCCCAUCGGAUUCAGCAGAGAGCAAUCGCAAAUUAUCAGUCAAUGGUACAGUGACAUAGAAAGCUGUCUCCGAAUCCUUCGGUCUCUGGGGUCUUUAACAUUCGACCACCUUGACCAACUGGAAGACGAUCAUGCCUUGGAGGGAUUUGGUGACUUCGUCACCGUCAAGCAGAAACAGAAGCAGCGAAAGAAGAAAGCUAAACGAGCCCCGACGACGCAAUCCGCGCCAUUGAAUCUCAAGGAUUUCGAGAGGAUGGAUUUGGAUCCUCCCCAAUGUCAGGGUGAUGUGGAUGCAUUGACGCGUUACAUGGAUCUUUUGGCCCGUGACUUCGUAUAUCUCGCGAUCCAGGAGACCUCGGUCGUCUCCGUUGUUGAAGUUGAUACACCAGACACCUCUCCAGAUCCGAGCGUUCAGCAACAUGUCGAAGACGCGCCGCUCGAUGAAGACUCGACGCCUGCAGCAUAUCCCCUUGUACAGCCGAUGAAGGCUGCAUUGUACUUCGACAGCGCCGAGGGUCUUGGUGAAUGGCGUAUCCUCAUUUCAACGCGUGCGGACCGUGAUCUGCGAGAUUGGCGGCGACGAGACUCGGAAUUCUUCAGGAUCAUUAUCAAGAAGAUCAAGGAACUCUCCUGUGGCCAUUUCUCUGCUGACAAUCAGAAGCGACUGAAUGGUGCAAAUGCCGACUUUGCCAUCUUCGAAGCCAAAAUGACUCGCGAUACCCGGCUUGUCUAUCAAAUUGAUUGCGUCCCAGAAUAUGACAACAACUACGAGCGACAGGUUAUCAAGAUCUUUGGCAUCUACACUCAUGCGCAAAUUGAUAAACGGCUGUGGAAUUCUAUGGGGUAUCAGUUGGCCAGGAGGGGCAAGGUUUAUCGGGAUCGAUGCAAAUUUAGGAGUAAACCUCGCAAUCCUGGCGACAAUGUUUUCGCACCGGCCAGCUUUCCUCCUGUUGAGGUGGAGGAGAAGGACACACUAGUGAUACCCGAGUUGCCGAAGGAAGAUCUGGAAGAGAUUCACUCCCUUUUAGUGCUUGAGAAGUUCGUGAUGUUGUCGCAAGAGCUAUUGAACAGCAUUCUCGCCGACUUGGACGUGGCCCACGUCUUCAACGUCACUCCCCAGGAAAAGGAAAUCAUUGAACACCCUUACUCGUGCUACGUUCUUGGUCGUAGCGGGACUGGUAAAACGACCACAAUGCUCUUCAAAAUGCUGGGCAUAGAACGAGCUUAUGGGUUGCAGACUGACGCCUCCGUCACCAAACCUCGACAAAUCUUUGUUACACAAUCUCGGGUGCUCGCAACCCGAGUCGAGGAGUAUUUUGCGAAGCUUCUGGACUCAUUGGCGGCUGCUAAGAAAUCAAGGAAGGAGCUGAAGGAGAUCGCCAAAGAGAAGAAAGCACAGCAAGAAGAAACCAGUGCCGGGCUGUACGACCAAGAGGACGAUGUGACCUGGAAAGCCGGCUUACCUCAGAAGUUCAGUCUGUUGGAAGACGAGCACUUCCCGUUGUUUGUUACAUACGAAAAGCUCUCGCAAUUGCUGGAGGGUGAUAUCCUCGACGAUGAUCCCACUUCUCCCAAGUCUCCUGUGGGAAGGAAUGGCCGCUUCAUCACCUACGAUGUCUUCAUGGAACAGUAUUGGCCACACUUUCCUCAGAACCUUACCAAGAAUCUCGACCCUUCUCUGGUAUUCAGCGAGCUCAUUGGCGUCAUCGAAGGGUCCGAAGCCUCUCUGAGCUGCGCUUCACGAUAUCUUGAUCGGUCUGCGUACGAGAACUUGAGUCACCGUACUCAGCAUGUGUUUGCAAAACAGCGGGAGACGGUCUAUGCGAUUUAUUCCGCCUACCUCAAGCGAAAAUGUCAGAAUGGGGACUUGGAUGUCGCUGACAGGACCCAUCGAAUUCUAAAAGCAUUUGAGCUGCGCGGUGUUCCUGGGACCAAAAUUGACUACCUGUAUGUCGACGAGGCGCAAGACAAUCUUCUCAUAGAUGCAAUGCUUCUGCGAUCCCUGUGCCGUAACCCAGAUGGUCUCUUCUGGGCUGGCGAUACAGCUCAAACCAUCGCGAUUGGAAGUUCAUUCCGUUUUGAUGAUCUCAAGGCAUUCCUUUACAGAUUGGAGAAACGUCGAGAGGACAAGCUCGACGAUAGUCGGAAGGGAGCGCAAGGUGAACUACGAACCUUCCAACUCGCAAUCAAUUACCGCUCGCAUGGAGGGAUUGUCCAAUGUGCACAUUCAGUCAUCGAGCUCAUCACCCAUUUCUGGCCAUACGCUAUUGAUUCGAUGGCUCCAGAACAAGGCAUCGUCGAUGGGGCCAAACCAGUCUUUUUCAGCGGGUGGGAUACGAAUACCGUCAGAUAUGAACAAUUCUUGUUUGGUGAUUCGGGGGAUCGGAUCGAGUUCGGAGCUCGACAAUGUAUCCUUGUCCGAGACGAAAUUGCUCGAACAGAGUUGCGAGAGCAAGUUGGUGACAUCGGACUGAUCUUGACUCUGUAUGAGAGCAAGGGUUUAGAAUUCGACGAUGUCCUGCUGUACAAGUUCUUUGAAGAUUCGAAGAUCGACCUUGGCCAAUGGCGCGUCGUUUUGAAUCUCGUUGAAGCAGCCAAUGGGACACAAAUCGCACCUCGCUUUGACGAAACGCGCCAUGCUGGAGUCUGCAGCGAGCUCAAGUUCCUGUACGUUGCGAUCACGAGGGCCAGGAAAAAUCUGUGGAUUGUAGAUUGUUCUGACAAAGCUGAACCAAUGAAGGUAUUGUGGACAGCGAAAGAUUACAUCCAGAACUGCGCCCCUGGUACCGAUGUUCCGCGCCUCGCGGUCUCUUCCACCCCGGAGGAAUGGGCGAAGACAGGGCGCACCUUGUUCACCAACAGGAGAUACCUGCAAUCAAUGCAUGCCUUCCAGCGAGCCGGAAUGGAACGGGAGGUGAAGAUUGCACACACCCACUUCCUCCGUGAGGAGGCUCGGUCUGCCAUCGCUACCAACAAAGAAGGCAUGCUCUCGAAGCAAAAUGCCUUUGUGGUGGCCGCCGAAUCGUUUUUGGAGUGCGCGGCUUUCUCGACCGGAAAGCGACGCAAGGUGUUCUAUCAUAAUGCCGCUGAUUGUUUCGAACGCGCAGCUCAGUUGUUCGACAUGCUAGACCUGUUUGCAAGAGCUGCCAAAGCUUACGAGGAUGCAGAAGAGUACACACCUGCUGUUCGUUUGUAUCGCAAGUGUGACAAGUUCGACGAGGCGGUAAAUAUUGUGGUCGGGCACAAAGGAAAGGUGGACCAGAGUCUGGCGGAGAACGUGGUUGAUGUUGCGAGGCUGUUCUAUUUCAAACAAAGGGAGUUGAAGAAAGCUCAGAAGUUGUUCGAAUCUGUGGAGGAGCAACUGGAGUACCUCGAGGAUAACGUUCUACUUGACGAGUGUCAUGCGGCCGUUCUGGUUGAAUUGGGUCGAUACCAAGAAGCAGCGGAUGUCCACCUGGCAGAGGGCCGUACUCUGGAGGCGAUCGAGACUCUGUUGGAAGACCAGGAAAAUCCGGAAUCCACCAAGAGGGCCAACACCUGUAUCCUUCAAGGAUUAUGGCAAAAUGUUUCCUUUGCCGUCCUCUUCAACAAGGAGAACGAAACAGCCCAUCGCAUGCUCGAAUUGGCCUCCAAACUGAACACCAUGAGUCUGACUGUUUCCGAGCGUGAUGAGGUCGCCAUGUUCCGAAACAUCAAGGACAAAAACCUUGGAGCCCUUCGUCAACUUGGGAUCCAGUUCCUGAAGAGGAACGAGAAGGUUCCUGCCUUGGUUUGCUUCGACUAUUGUUUCAUGGCUCUCCCCGUUUUCUCGGGGCUGUCGAAUGCGAAGAUAUCCGUGAUUUUGGACGACUUUAUGGUUUAUUGCAGGCUUAUGAGGGAGGUUGCUUCAAAUUUGAACCUGGACAGCCCUGGCAUCCAGCGCCUCUUUGCCCUUACCCCAGCCGCGUCGGAAAACAUGUUCCAUGUUCCCCGAGGAACCUGGGUGUAUCAUCGCCUCAAAGCAAUUUCUCACAAAGAAUUUCUGCCACAACAUGACGAAGAAUCGCCAAUCAUCUCCCGUCAGACGAUCGUGGAGAUUCUCAAGUUCCUUCUCUGGAGCCGCCUUGUUAAACGUAUUUUGGAGGAGAACGAACUUUGCCAACGUACCAAAGCUUUCAGUCCAUGCCUGCCUUUCAUCAUGAACGAAGAAUGCCAUCUGCAGAACUGCCAUCGACAGCACAUCGACUACAAAGACCUCACUCAAGAGUGGUACACCGCCCAGAUCCGCAUGUACCUCCAGCAAAUAUUGAUAUUCCACACACUGUUCUGCAUUCCUUUCGAGUUGGUGGGACACAGAUUGAAGGAGCAACGGCAAGUCUCUUUUGCAUUUCCUCACCUCUGGAACCCGUCGGCUUACAGCUCCAUCAGGUUUCUAAUUCGAAAGCUAUUCGACACUUUGCAUCCGCCAGUACACUACCUUGGUACCGCUGCGACGUUACGGUUGGAUUUGAUACCUGAGUCGCAAAAGGCAUUGGAGACCGUCAAGAACUGGUGCCGUGACUUGAUCCACAGUCACCCAAUCCCACCUCCUCGAGGGCCAGACCAGUUGGCUCUGACUUGGAUAUAUGAAGCUUCCGUUCUUUGUUUGACUGUCGACAAGUAUGAAGCUUCGAAAUACCUUCCUCAAGGGGCAUUCCUGCGCACUUUUGAGAGGUUCCGGCACUACUACCGAAAUGUUCAAAACGACUCCAUCUAUGUGAUACCCGAACUCAUUCAAGCGCUGCAAGCUUCUGACACCACUUUCUUGUCGGCUGGGAUCUUGUGCCUGAAGCAAAUAAUUGACUGUAAAUUGCCAGUCGAUAUCAACGUUGCCCGCCACUUGGUUGAGUUUCUAGCUGGAGCGAUGAUUCUGGCCCGGGUCGAGUUCAAGCUACACAACGUCACUCUCCCUCGAAGCUGGUUCAUCUCCCUUCUGCAUCAUGUCAGCAGGCGAGAGAAGGCCGACACGCGACUUUUCGACCAGUUGCUCGACUGCAUUGAGCAAUUGAUCAAGGUGCUCGUUACCCCCGGAGGCGAUGGAGCAAACUAUCUGCUGUUCGAGAACAAGAGUCUCUCUGACCUUCCGGCCAUCCGAGAGCUACACGUCGCCCCGUUCUGUCGAGCAAUGGCUUUACUGGGCUACAAUAUCGCUAGCGACCAAAUUAGGACGGAAAUUCUGAGGCGCCUCAGGCCUCUACACCCGGUGAAGUCUUGGCACUGGACAUACCGCCAAUAUGCGUCAGCUCGCUCCUGGGGAGGGAUUGUGAGGGCCCUCCGUGAAUCAACUACAGAGUCAGCGCUGGAUGAUCUCGUUGUCCUGUGCGACGAAUCGAAGCCCGCCAAUAAACCCCCUCCGUCGAACGUCACCCGGGUCACUUUCAAGUCGAUUGACGACAUCCGGCGUGCUUUGGGAUCCCAUACUUCGACUGCCACUAUUCUCUCUUCCCUGCGUGCCGAUGCCCCGGCGUUCGUACCCAAAUUCAAGCAAGUAUCAACACAAGGUACUCCCGCUCGAGGCAAUGCUUCCCAGGACGGGGCUGAACAGGAAGAGGCUGAAGGAGAACAGGAAGAAGCAAUCGACAGACCAGAAGCCGACACGAAAAUUAUCGAUUCGCGUGACGUCGUUGUCGCCAACACUGCCAAGUCUGUUGCUCGGGAAGUCACUCCUGAAGAACUGGCUGUGGCCAGGAGGUUCCUCAAAGGCUACCGCCGUCGACUCUUGCAACGAAAGCUCGAAAAGAAGAAAACGACGAUUGAGGCGAGUUGCGAUUCGAUCUUCCAUGUUUGUUUGAAGCAUGCGGAGGGGAUGGAGUGGCCGAAUGGAGGGUAUUACAGGAUGCUGUAUCUGGGACUCGUACCGCAUUUGUUGGUUUGUGUCAAUGCGGUGCAGACGUAUGCGCAGGGAGCCAAGUCCAAGGCGAAAAAGAGGCUCUUGAAGGAAGAGAAGCAGGAUCUGGACGAUUUGAACAAAAGGAUGAAUGACUUGAGCUCGAUGUUCAAGUUAUCGAGGGAAUUACACAAACAGCUUGAACCUCAAUCUUCUCUACAUAAGCGCCGGGAUGUCGAAGAGUUGAAACGGCUGGUGGGACAAGUGGAAGAGUUGGUCAAUCGAGUCCCGCAGGCCGUCGGGGAGGUCAGGCUCCAUCUGGAACUUGCGAUAAAGGGCAUUGUUAAGGAGAAGCCUCCUCCGAAGCCUGUGGAGAAACCCGAGCUGAAUAUUGAUGAGGAGGAUGGGUAUGUGGACGAGGCGGAGAGGUUCGAGGAGGCCUAUCUUGACGGGGUCUCGGGUAUGUAG